This is a messenger RNA of Cucurbitaria berberidis CBS 394.84, 1592 nucleotides long. RefSeq names its product NicO-domain-containing protein. Bases 125 to 1321 code for a protein of 398 amino acids. Gene Ontology annotation, biological process: nickel cation transmembrane transport. The record is from RefSeq and is a predicted model, not a curated record. Lineage: Eukaryota; Fungi; Ascomycota; Dothideomycetes; Pleosporales; Cucurbitariaceae. Gene Ontology annotation, molecular function: nickel cation transmembrane transporter activity. Gene Ontology annotation, cellular component: plasma membrane. The transcript is spliced from 4 exons.
GGCGAAAUCCGCAUGACAACUUUUUGCUGCGAAGCUUUCCGGUCCUCUUUUCUGUCUUGACCCUCGUUUCGUUUCGUUCCUUCGCUGUCUCUUUGUUGCGCCCCGGAAGAGCACAUGCAGCGUCAUGAUGAACUUGCAACGCUCGUCUAUCGAAGUUGAGCAACGAGAAAACAAAUCCUCCUUCUUUCGCAAUGUCUCAACGAAAGCGUCAGUGUAUCAUUCGCGUGUACCAUACCUCAAAAGACUCCCCUUUCCGGCAAUCGCGAUCAUCGUGACGCUCAUUGCGAUCAAUUUGCUUGUAUGGGCAGCGGUCGGCAUCGUCUUGCAUUGGCACACACCUCUUAUAUCAACAGCAAUCCUCUCCUACACUCUAGGACUCCGACAUGCCCUAGAUGCAGACCACAUCUCCGCCAUCGACCUGAUGACUCGACGCUUGAUUGCCGCAGGUCAACGCCCAGUCACAGUAGGAAUGUUCUUUUCGCUAGGCCACUCAACAAUUGUCAUCAUUACUUCUUUGGUUGUUGCAGGAACUGCGGCGGCCGUAUCGGAUAAAUUCGACAACUUCGAACGCGUUGGCGGUAUCAUCGGGACUUCCGUGUCGGCCGCUUUCUUACUACUUCUGGGUGUCAUGAACAUCUACAUCUUAUACAAGCUCAUUGUCCAGAUGAGGAGAAUGAUCGCCAGCGAGCCAGGAACGGAACUUGAAGAGUUCAAGAUACAAGGGGGCGGCUGCCUCUUUCCAAUCCUGCAAAAGCUGUUCAAACUAAUCGAUCGGCCAUGGAAAAUGUACCCUCUCGGUGUACUAUUCGGUCUUGGUUUCGAUACUUCUUCAGAGAUUGCAAUCCUGGGUAUCUCAUCCAUACAAGCUACGAAAGGGACAUCCAUAUGGCUCAUCCUGAUCUUUCCUCUGUUGUUCACUGCCGGAAUGUGCAUGCUGGAUACCACGGAUGGCGCGCUGAUGAUGAGUUUGUACACAAGCACGCAGCUCGCGCGAGACCCGAUUGCCAUUUGCUACUACAGCAUUGUGCUUACCGUUAUUACAGUAAUUGUCGCGACAAUCAUCGGAACGGUGCAAUUUCUCAAUCUUAUAUUGAAUGUUGCGGAGCCCCAUGGUCGAUUCUGGGAUGGAGUCGAGAAGCUAGGUGACGCCUGGGACAUUGUCGGCGGUGCCAUAUGCGGUACAUUCAUUGUGUUUGGUGGCCUCAGCGUACUGUUGUAUAAGCCAUGGAGACGGCGGAUUGACCAGAUGAGAGUUCGCGGUGCGCACUUUGAGCCACUGUCACGUCACAACAGCGCACUCGUGACUGAUAGCGAUAAUUGAAGGCAAUCAAUCAGUAGUAUAAAAUGAUAACCUUUGAAUCUCGGUAGAUUGUGUAGUGAUUGUCGAGGUCCCAGAGCGCAUGUUGAGAUGGCAUGGCUUAAUAAGCAUACCCUUCGGUACAGCUAGGCCGAGAAGUGUAACCAGCAAUAGUGGAGCCGCAUCGCAACGGCGUGCGUGUUGAAACGGUUGCGCUUACAGGAUGUAGUAAUUUCCGAUCUUUAUCCUUCAUCUCAGCACCCUCUGCACUCUCUGCACACCACCAUGAAGCUCC